Messenger RNA from Brachypodium distachyon (stiff brome), 1453 nucleotides. Its product is annotated as GDSL esterase/lipase At4g28780. The record is from RefSeq and is a predicted model, not a curated record. The coding region runs from base 135 to 1250 and encodes 371 amino acids. The transcript is spliced from 3 exons. Gene Ontology annotation, molecular function: hydrolase activity, acting on ester bonds. Lineage: Eukaryota; Viridiplantae; Streptophyta; Magnoliopsida; Poales; Poaceae.
CACACCAGCAUCCUCACUCCAAAACCUAGCUAGCUAGCCGCUGUCAAUUGUAGCUAGCUAGCUAGAGGCAUAAUCUCUCCUUGAUUGCUUCCUCACACUGCUAUAACAAUCCCUGCGCCUUUGUAGUAGCGAGUAUGAAGAAGAAUUGUUGCAUUGUGAAGCUGGUUUGCGUGGUCGUCGGUCUGGCCGCCACCGUGUGCUCGUCGGCGGCGGCCGCCGGGCAGCUAGUGAACGCCGUGUACGUGUUCGGGGACUCGCUCGUCGACGUCGGCAACAACGACUACCUGCCGGCACCGGCGCCCAGGGCGCGUUCCCCCUACGGCUAUGACCUUCCCGGCAGACCCACCGGACGCUUCACCAACGGCUACAACCUCGCCGACAUCAUCUCACAACGUCUGGGAUUUGAGAAGAGCCCCCUGGCCUACAAAUCCAUGCUGCUGCACGAGAAAUUUCUCCUGGUGACGUGCAACAUCGGUGCCAACUACGCCUCCGGUGGAUCCGGCAUCCUCGACACCACCGGAAACGGGACGUUGACGAUGUCGACGCAAAUCAAGUACUUCAAGAGAGCCGUGGACAAGAUGGUCUGCCUGCCAAGCAAGGAGGCCAUGCUAUCCCAGUCCUUGUUCCUCCUCAGCGCCGGCGGCAACGACUUCUCGGCCUUCACCGGCUCCAUCAACGAAGCCCCUGCCUACAUCGCCAACCUGGUCUCCACCUACAUCAAACACAUCCAGUCCUUGUACAAUCUUGGGGCACGGAUGGUGGGGAUCCUGGACGUGGCGCCGAUCGGGUGCACGCCGGGGCAGAGAGCCGGCAUGCCCGACGGCGAGUGCAACGAGGUGGCCAACUCCCUUGCCCGGUGGUUCAACAGCCUCUUCAGGAUCGAGCUUGCCGGCACCGCUGCCGCCACGAUGCCGGAGCUCAGAUACUCCAUUGCUAGUAACUAUAACAUCCUGACGGACAUGAUGGCAAACCCGCUGGUGGCCGGGAUCCGGGAGGUGCAGACGGCGUGCUGCGGGGCCGGGAAGUUCAUGGCGGAGAAGAUGUGCGGCGCGGAGGGCACCGGGGUGUGUGCCGAUAACCACGGCGAGUACAUGUUCUGGGACAUGCUGCACGGCACGCAGGCGACGUGUGAGCGUGGCGCCUUGGCCGUCUUCUAUGGCGCCGCGCCGAGGUAUGCUGACCCUGUCAACUUCAGCACCUUGGUGACCAUGAAGAAGAAGAAGAAGGGAUCACUGGUCGCCGAGCAGUAAAAGCGAUCGGUGAACUCGCGAUCGAUCGCAUUUGUAUAUGCAUGCACGAUAAGAUGCAUGCAUGGCCACGCGUCGCUCGCGUGAAAAUAAUAGUUGUCUGUAAGUUAUUUUUCAUGUACUGCUGGAUAUCGAUUCGUGCUAGCUGGAGAUGACGAAAGAUUUUCCUUAAAUAAUUAUGUUGAAUAAAAUGGUUUUUGAAGAUA